Molecule: messenger RNA, 1463 nt
Organism: Physeter macrocephalus (sperm whale)
Lineage: Eukaryota; Metazoa; Chordata; Mammalia; Artiodactyla; Physeteridae
Gene: CNPY4
Product: canopy FGF signaling regulator 4
Exons: 6
Coding region: 119-829 (236 amino acids)
Source: RefSeq, a predicted model, not a curated record
CUUGCGCUUCCCAUGCCAGGCUGAGUUGCCGCCGACAGCCUUGGGAUUUAAAGGGCCCGCUGCCUGCCCGAAGUUGGUUUGAAGGCAGGAGGUGGUUGGCUGUGGACGGCACUUGGUCAUGGGACCUGUGCGAUUGGGAACGUUGCUUUUCAUUUUGACUGUGUCUGGGACGCCGAAGGAGGAGGACGAUGACACAGAACGCUUGCCCAGCAAAUGCGAAGUAUGUAAACUGCUGAGCCUGGAGCUACAGGAAGAGCUGAGUCGCACUGGCCGAUCUCGAGAGGUGCUGGAGCUGGGGCAGGUGCUGGACACAGGCAAGAGGAAGAGACACAUCCCUUACAGUGUUUCAGAGACAAGGCUGGAAGAGGCCUUGGAGAAUUUAUGUGAGCGGAUCCUGGACUACAGUGUUCAUGCCGAGCGCAAGGGCUCACUGAGAUAUGCCAAGGGGCAGAGUCAGACCAUGGCAACGCUGAAAGGCCUGGUGCAGAAGGGGGUGAAGGUGGAUCUGGGGAUCCCUUUGGAGCUGUGGGAUGAGCCCAGCGUGGAGGUCACGUUCCUCAAGAAGCAGUGUGAGACGAUGCUGGAGGAGUUUGAAGACGUCGUGGGAGACUGGUAUUUCCACCAUCAGGAGCAGCCCCUACAGCAUUUUCUCUGUGCAGGUCAUGUGCUCCGAGCUACUGAAACUGCAUGUCUACAGGAAACUUGGACUGGAAAGGAGAAGAUCACAGAUGGGCAAGAGAAGACACAAGAGGAGGAGGGGCAAGAUCAGGAGGAGGAGGAGGUGACUAACACACCAGGCCACCCCAAGCACGACCCAGAGGAACUCUGACCUUUGCCUUUGAGCCCCCAGGAGGGACAGGGGUCUUGGAGAAGAACCCUCUGAAGUCUGAGCGCUCCCUGCCCCACAGCUUUCAUAGUGUGUGUAUGUGUGAGUGAUCCCACCCUAGAGCUUGUAGCUCUUCUCUCCCUUGUAGUCUCAGGCAGGAUCCUGGUGGUGCAGCAUGGCAUGGCUAUGGGGAGAAAGGUGGGAGCAGUAGGUGGAAGCCCGGCGCCGACAGAUGAGUCCUCUACCUGCCAUUUAUCCCCUUGUCAGGUGUGUGUGGUGACAGUAUUGAGAUAUUUAAAUAUGUCCACUACUCCCCACCGGACCCAGAGGUCAACAUGGCUUAGAAGCAGUGGACCUUGGCAGUCACUUUGCCCCUCGAGGGUCUGUUUUUAGACUCUUAUAACAAAGAAGCAGAACGGACAUUCUCUACGACCUAUACACGCUGCCGGCGUCUAGGAGGCUACAUGCCAACAGUCUGUGAACGGGAAGGGGACACUGGAUGGGGAAGGGGUAAUACUGAUAAGUUAGGUGGGGUGGACACUUGCUCUACUUCAUAUUAAUUUCACUGCGGGCCCACCACGUAAUAUCAAAGGUGCCAAAUUUUCUAUAACGCUAGUAAACUUUUUUUAAAAUAUCA